UUAAUAAUUUCAACACUAUAUAUAAAUAAAAAAUAAUCUAUCCAUAAUUAUAAUAAAUCAUUAGAUUUGAAGUGGUUGUUUACAGUAAAAAUGACAGCUUAUUUUGAGAAUUUGUAAAGAAGAAGAAAAGCACUACGAAAUACGAAAUGUCAAAACGUCUGUUGUUUGAGAUUGGAAAAUUAGAAAUUUUAUUACAUUACCGGAUUAAUUUAAUAUAUUGAAUGAACCAAAAUAAAAUUCAGGAUAAGCGUGAUCUGCAUGAUGUCGAUUUAAGUAAAAAAUUAAGCUGGUUACUUCGACAUGGGGCUGUAAGGGAAGGUAUUCCCAUAACGAGCGAUGGUUAUAUAUUAGUAAAAACCUUACUCAAACACGGUUCUUUAAAAGGAAAAUAUAAUAUAGAAGACGUCGAGAGAGUGGUUAAUAAUAACAACAAACAAAGAUUCAGUCUUAGGGGUGCUGGAGACUUCUUGGAGAUAUGUGCUAAUCAAGGACAUACCAUCAGAGGAUUGGAAGAUUUAAAUUUAAAACCUAUCACCGAGGCUACAACAAAUGUCAUUCACGGGACAUACUUCAAAAAUUGGGAGAACAUCAGAGCAACGGGUAUAAAUCGUAUGCGAAGAAAUCACAUUCAUUUUGCAAGCGGACUACCGGAAGAUAACCAAGUAAUAAGUGGCAUUCGCCCAGAUGCGGAGAUUUUCAUCUAUAUUAAUUUGGAAGCGGCUCUUGCUGAUGAUUUGAAAUUCUACGAGUCCGUUAAUAAAGUAAUUCUAAGUCCUGGAAAUCAGAAUGGCACAAUACUACCUAAAUACUUUUUAAAAGUCGUGGACAGAUUUGGUAAAAAUCUGUUUCAAAAUUAAUAAAAAGCCUUCUAAAAUGGAGAAAAAGAAGCCCAACGAGAAUGUAAAAUGCGAGAUAUGCAACAUUGAAAUAUGUAGCAGUACUUUUCAGCAACAUGUCGAAGGACAACGACAUAAAAGGAACGCCGAUGCUGCGGAGCAUCGGAGGAGAGCCGAAGAAAAGUGCGGAAUUUUUGUAACUGGCUAUCCUCUAACUAUAAGCCAGGAUGAAUUAGUGACGUAUUUCUCAAAAUUUGGAAGCAUAGUGUGGACGUAUUUCGCCAAAAAUUAUUCGUUUAUUGACUUUUCUGAUCCCGCUGUAGUUAGAUGUAUUAUGCAAACCGCCCAUGAAUUGCAUGGGAAAAAUUUAACUAUAGAUUAUAGAAAACCAAAGCCGAUAAACAUAAAACCUGACCCAAAUCUCGAAGAUACAGAGGCAACAAUCGAAAGUCUAAAAACCGCAGAAAGUUUUCAACAGCAGCUUCGCAUACUCACUUGGUAUUUGCAGGGUAGAACAAACGGGUCUAAAUGCAAUAUUAUUUGUAGAGAUUUUCGAAAGAUUCUCAAGGCUUCUUUCCCACGUUGCACCAUUUUUCCAUUCGGUUCAUCUUACACGGGCUUAAAUAUAUGCAAUAGCGACAUAGAUAUCUACAUCAGUGAAUUAAGAAAGGACGGAGAGGACGAUUUGCAAUACCUUCAAAAAUUAAAAUCCCUUUUGAACAAAUCGAAUUGUUUUAGCAACGUUAUAGUCAUAGGCCAGGCAAAAAUACCGAUAUUAAAAUGCAUACACACACCGACAAACACAAGUUGUGAUGUUAAUGUCAGAAAUUUAUUGGGGGUGUGCAACAGCCGCCUUAUCAGCUAUUACAUAUCGAUAAAUCCAAAAAUAAAAGAAAUUAUGUUGAUAAUCAAAUAUUGGGCCAAAGUUCACAAAAUCACCGGUCGAAAUUGCUACUUCACCAAUUACUCCAUCUGCUUGAUGAUAAUAUUUUUCUUGCAAUCUACUUCAUACAAGCUUCCAUCGGUAAAACUCCUGCAAAGCGAUUCGAUAUUCGACAUUAUUCAAGAAGGCUGGAACGGUGGAUUUAAACCGUUACCUGUCGAUGCUCCCGACUUAAUAGCAGCCUCAUCGAUAACCCUACUACGCGAUUUUUUCUCAUUCUACGCCUCUUUCGACUACAACACCUACAUAAUAUGCCCGUAUCUGGGCGAACCCAUCAAGAAAGACCUGUUUGAAGACCCGAAUAAUCCACUGGAAGAUUUCAACGCGUACAAAGAGAUCAUCAGCGCAAACAAGAGCAAACCAUUGAAAACCAACGCUACAAUAUGCGUGCAAGACCCGUUCGAGCACUCCAGAAACACCACUCCGAUCGUAACAAAAAUAACCCUAAACAACUUCAUGCUAUACAGUUGCCACGCUCGAAAGUUAUGCGAGGACGGCGAACAAGCGCUGUUGUACAAACUCUUCACCGAAUCCCCGCGCAACGUUCAAGUAGAGAAGGUGAUGAUGAAACAAUUCACCCAGUUCGGCGUCAACAUGAGCCUAAACACUACCUAUCUGAGGCGAAAGCUGCACGAGGCCGAUUCCUCCGUGACGAAGGCGCUGAAGGACCUGUGGUUCGAGUCGGUGAGGGAUUUCGCGCUGAUAACGCUCCGGGAUUUCCUCAAGUUCAGCGUGGAGGAGAACGGCGGUCCGUCCGAGAGCAAGCUGACGAAAACCGACGAUCAGACGGACAUCCACUGCGGCGAGCAGUUCCACAUCGCUUCGUUCAAGUGCUCGGCCAAGCUGAACUUGUGGGGCUCGCGUAAGGCCGCGUUGAAGGCCUUCGAUAAGACGCACAAUAAUUUGAUCGAUAAAGAGACGGAGAUUACGAAGCAAUUGCAGGAGAUGUACAAGCACAUCGAUUCGCAGGUCAACGUGAUCGAAUUCGAAGUGAUUUUGAAGAAGAAUUACGAGCCCGCUCAGGUUACGUUUAUGCUGAAACGCGUGUAUUCGUACAAAAAGACGUUCAAUGAUUUCUGCUCGUUCUUCGCUCACAAAUUCGGGAUUUGGUUAGAGGAAUACGAGAAUGAUUUGAAUAAUGAUACAGGGUGAAUGGUGAUUGUUGAUUUAAUUUCGAAUUUGCGGUCGAUACAGGGUGUUCGUUGAAGAAUAGAGCGUUGUCAUAACGGGACGCCCGGUAUAUCUGGGACCUCUAUUGAGAAUUUUGGAAUUGGAAUAUUAAAUGUGUCUCGCGAAUUUCACAUUUCUCGAAUCUGUACAUAUUUUGCUCUUUAUUUUAUUUUGUGCUAUUAAGGUGCUAACUAUUUUAUGUACCUGUAAAUAUUCAAAGAUUUUUAUUUUUUAUUCGAUUUUUAUCUGGAAUUUACGAGUAUUGGUAGUUCCUAAGUAUUCAUCUUUGAAUUCAUCACAUUAGGUUUGUUCCACUGCACUGUUAAUUUGUUGGAACAAACCUAUUGUUUUAAUUUCUCCUACCUUUUAUAUAACUUUCAAAAUCAUUAAUUUUUUACAUAAUUUUCUUUAUUAAGUACUUCUUUGAUUUUAAAAAAACUAAUUGUACAUAAGUACAAGUGGUAUACCUGAAUUUAAGUAUACUUGAA
This is a messenger RNA of Phyllotreta striolata, 3437 nucleotides long. The record is from the annotation of a GenBank genome assembly. NCBI's taxonomy places the organism in Eukaryota, Metazoa, Arthropoda, Insecta, Coleoptera, Chrysomelidae.